AUGGGUCGAGAUGAUGCUGUAAGCGAUGACGAUGGUGAGGACGUAGCGGAGCUGGAGGAGAUGUGGAAGUCUAUGGACCGCACCGAGCAGCACCUGAACGCAGCCCUGACCGAGGAAGAAGUACAACGACACCAACAGCUCGACAAGAAACACCGUGACCAUUAUUGGAACACUUCCAAAAAGACCAAGGGACCUCUUCCCAGUGCUGCGGAAUCUUUGGAAUAUCAUGAAUCGAUCCCCAUUCGGAUCAGGGCCAUUGCUCCCGCGGAACGACGGCUGUUUUUGAUGGAACAUACCGCUGAUGACGAAUUUGAUCGCAACAAUUACUGGCAAAUAUUGGAAACGGCCAGCCAAGAUAUUACCACAUAUCCAUAUGCUUGGGUUGGAAUCAUCAUGAAGCAACCUAACCACAUGCAGGAGUCGCUGUAUGCGCUGCGCAUUCUACUCUGCUACGCCGAAAAUCUGCUCACCAAUACACGUCACAAGGAUACCAAAAAAGCACUUGGAGUGCUCCACAUUAGUCAAAAGGCUGUGGAUGUGCUAGGAGAAACCAUGAAGGAUGAGACGGGGGAUGAAAGGUGGGAGUUGUCUUUGCAGGAAUAUAAACAAUGCUUGUACACUGCCCUGGCAUUUGCAGCAUUGGGAGACAAGGAAGAGGCGGAAUCGCACUUUCAGGAAGCAGUUUCCACGGAACAAUUGCAUCGAAUGAUGGGCCUCAUGGAAUGCAAAGACAAAGGUGUACACUAUGACGACGACAAAACAUUGGAAACCUUUGUGGAGAGUCAUCCGUCGGUAUUGCAUGUCAUUUCCAAAACGCUCAAAAUAGCAAGAAGGCAUCUAGAUGAUAGUCAUUCGUUUGGAGAAGACUUGAUGGACCAUCUAGAUGAAAAGAAGAUUGGAAAGUGCCUGGAGUGGUUCAACGUGACGGCAUCCAGCAAUUGUAGCCUUCCGGAGGAGUAUUGUCAAGUCUGUUGGUCCACAUCGCCUGGUUGCAACUUGAAAAAAUGCGCACGAUGCAAGAAGGUUUCAUACUGUGGCAGAGAGUGUCAGAUCAAUGACUGGAAAGAUCACAAGGAAGUUUGUGGCACAGUCUGA
Messenger RNA from Seminavis robusta, 1095 nucleotides. The record is from the annotation of a GenBank genome assembly. NCBI's taxonomy places the organism in Eukaryota, Bacillariophyta, Bacillariophyceae, Naviculales, Naviculaceae.